AUGAGUAUUAUAUGGAGUUUUGUGGUGAUUGUUCUUAUUGUUGUUAAAGCUGACAAUUACAAUGGUGGUUGGAAAACUGAAAAAGAAAUUCCUAUAGGUAUUGAUGGUCCAUGUACUGUUGAAAGAAGAGAUGGAAAUAUUUUUACACAAGAAGAAUUUAUCAAAGAUUUUGCAUAUCAAAAGCCUGUAGUAAUAUAUAAUGUUGAUAAUAGUCAGUUUAGCAAAAAUUGUAAACGAGAUGAAAUAUUAAAAAAUUGGGGUGAUAAACCAGUUGUUCUUAAUUCUGCUAAUACUUAUUCAUAUACAAGAAAAGAAACAACAUUCGAUGAUUAUGUAAACCGAUUACUAGGAGCACAAGACAUCGGAACAUUGGGAAAUGAAACAUUUAUUCUAUUUGGUGAUAUUGAUCAAAGUAUAUGGAAACCUUUAUUAGAUACAUACAAUCUUCCUUCAUGGUUUCUACCAAAUUAUGAACCAGCGUUGUCUUUUGGUAUAGCUGGUGUUGGAACUGGUGUACCUUUUCAUUUUCAUGGUCCAGGUUUUGCAGAGGUUAUUCAUGGAAGCAAAAGAUGGUUUCUUCAACCAUUUGAAAAAAAACCAAUUUUUAAUCCGGACCAAUCUACUCUUCAGUGGUAUUAUACAGUAUAUCCAACUUUGUCAGAUAAUGAAAAACCACUUGAAUGUUUGAUGAAUCCUGGUGAAUUAAUCUAUUUUCCGGAUAAAUGGUGGCAUGCAACUCUAAAUACAGAAACUUCAGUUUUUAUAAGUACAUUUUUAAGUCGACUACCUAAAUCUAAAUUACCUCCCAAAACUGAAUUGUAG
Molecule: messenger RNA, 822 nt
Organism: Strongyloides ratti
Lineage: Eukaryota; Metazoa; Nematoda; Chromadorea; Rhabditida; Strongyloididae
Product: JmjC domain-containing protein
Exons: 4
Coding region: 1-822 (273 amino acids)
Cellular component (GO): cytoplasm
Source: RefSeq, a predicted model, not a curated record